This is a messenger RNA of Ipomoea nil (Japanese morning glory), 1272 nucleotides long. RefSeq names its product F-box/kelch-repeat protein At3g23880-like. The transcript has a single exon. Bases 1 to 1272 code for a protein of 423 amino acids. The record is from RefSeq and is a predicted model, not a curated record. NCBI's taxonomy places the organism in Eukaryota, Viridiplantae, Streptophyta, Magnoliopsida, Solanales, Convolvulaceae. Gene Ontology annotation, molecular function: protein binding.
AUGCCGCAUCCACUCCUCUCAUCUCCGCUAGCUUCUCAAUUCACCAUAUACAUACAUCCAUCCAUGUACGUACAAAUUGAUAUCAUUCGCCUCAUACUUUUGAAGUUGAAGGUAGAAGCUCUCAUCCGAUGUCAAUGCGUAUGCAAAGAAUGGCGUUCUACGAUACAACACCCUAAUUUCAAGCUCUCCUACCGUGGAGAAAGGCGAGUGCUGGGGGCCAAGGUGUCCACCAACACCUUAACCUUUACAUCCAUAACCAACAGUGGUUUCGACAUUGAAACCCUAGUCCAGGUCAAUCGCUCCUUCCUUGACACGUUUCCCCCACUAUAUCGCUGGUGGUCUGGUGUUUGGUGCUCAUGCAACGGGCUGGUGCUUUUCUCUGCGGGAAAAUAUAUUUUGUUGUGGAACCCCUCCACUCAUUGCUGCACAAAAGUGCUUGAGUUUCGUCGUUGUUUGGGCAACCCAUUGAUCCCUGGCCACAAUAUUGUCUCGGGGCUAUGUUACGUCUCGUCCACGAGAGAUUACAAGGCUGUUCUGGUGUUCCGUAAUCGCCCUGCCCUCGUUGCCAGCCUCAAGAACAAAGAGUGGCGAAAUGUGCCAUUUCCUUACCGCCUAUCCGCUGGAGACGGUGUUAACUUUCGCAACACACCCCAUUGGUGUGCAAUUGUUUCUAGGGUUUCCAGUUCGUCAUGGAGAUGUGAUCAAAAGAUCAUUUAUUUUGAGGCGGAGAGCGAUGAAUUCAAAGAGCUUCCCACCCCUGAACUGCAAGGAGGGAAAGGUGAAGAUCUUGGCCUUGGCCUGGGAAUCAUUGAUGGUUGUCUCUGUUUAUGCAUGGCUAGAGAGGCUAUAGGAAUAAGAGAAGAGAAACUAGACGUGUGGGUUAUGAAGGAAUAUGGAGUGAAGGAAUCGUGGGUCAAUCAAUUUGUCAUCUCUGUCACCGCCUCUCGCUUUUUCCGUCUUAAUUAUAGUACCAUCACUAAAUUAUACUCUUCCAAAUGCAAUACCAAAGUGCUGAUAUGCAGUUGUUACUAUGGUUACUGGGAAAUAUUUGUUUUUGAUGUGAAGAAUAACACACUCCACAUUUUUGAUGUGAAGAAUAACACACUGGACAAUUUUGAUAUCUCAGAAGAAUUAAAAUAUGAUCGUGGUGCUAUAUGUUCCUAUGUUCAGAGUAUUGUUUCGCCACAUGAAUUUAUCUGGACAGAUGAUCAACACAAAGCCUCCGAGAAUGAUGCUGUGUUGAGGUUUAUUUUGAAAAUGUUUAAUAUCUAA